Molecule: messenger RNA, 2761 nt
Organism: Trichoderma harzianum CBS 226.95
Lineage: Eukaryota; Fungi; Ascomycota; Sordariomycetes; Hypocreales; Hypocreaceae
Exons: 5
Coding region: 121-2577 (818 amino acids)
Source: RefSeq, a predicted model, not a curated record
GUGUGAAUCGCGCGGAAUGAGUUACUCGUAUAUAUCUGGCGAUCCGGCAGCCCCCUUCUUCUCCCCCACAGUGGUUCUUCAGGCUUUGUCUUGGACUCAACUCGUCCUCAUCACUCGACAAUGAGACAAACCGUCGGAGCCGUGGGCCUUUUGGCUCUUGCUCACAUCGUUGCGGGCACGCAUUGCGAUAGCUCUAGCCCUUGCCAGGCCAGUGCCGAUGCUGUUUCCAGCUGUGCAACAUCCUGUAUCCAGUCUGCCGCUGUCACUCAGGCAGCCUGUGCUACGGCAGACUACAAAUGCCAAUGUGACCAGUCAGGCGUUAUUCAAGGCGCAGCUGCAAACUGUAUCAUAGGCGCGUGUGGAUUCGGUGGAGCCAUUGAUGUUCUGAGCCAAGUCGGAGCUCUCUGUACGUGUGUCACGGCCAACCCGACAAGUGCUUGCUCAUCAACAAGCACAUCAUCCUCAACAACAACUCCUUACCAGCCUCCCACAACUACUGAGCCUCCAACUACUGAGCCUCCUACAACAUCCUCGACAAGCCCUCCUUACCCAACUGUUCCUUGCACCUCGGCUCCAGCUACCACAACUGGACCUCCCGCCACUACGACUCAACCUCCUGCUACCACUGAGUCUACUUCGGACUGCUCAGAGUCAGACACCACAGAGCCUCCCUCAACGACGACUGGCCCCAUCACCUCUGCACCAGGCACUACUACAACUGCUGCCCCCGGCUGUGACUCUACUUCUCCCUGCCAGGCUAGCGCUGAUGCCGUGUAUGAUUGUGCCAAACCAUGCAUUGAGUCCGCUGCCGUAACUCAAGCCAGCUGUGCUGUCUCUGACUAUGAGUGUCAAUGUGGCAAGACCGAUGUCAUUCAAGGUGCUGCUGUCAAUUGUGUUCUAGGAAACUGUGGUAACACUGCUCUUGACGUUCUUAACCAAGUCUCAAGCCUCUGUGGUUGCGUCACAGCGCACCCAACUACACCUUGCACCUCAGCCCCAGCAACCACAACUGCAACGACCACUGCGCCUCCUAAUUCAUCAGAGACUCCCUGCACUACUUCUAGCAGCGUGAUUACUUCAGCUCCCCCUGGAUCAUCUUCCGGCCCUGGUGGUCCCGGCACGACUUGCAAGCCCGGAACUACAUCUGACUGUGGUCCUGUUGCCAGCAGCGCCGUCCCAUCCUGUGCUCAGGCUUGCUUCAGCAGUGCCGCUCCUAAGAUUCCGUGUGAUGUUCAUGACUAUGCUUGCCAGUGCCAGCCUGCGGCUCAGUCUAGCUUGACUCAGCUGCUUGUCCCUUGUGUUGCUACUGCUUGUCCCGCUGCUUCGCUCCAGGCUGUCAUUGCUGGUGCUUCUCAGGUGUGUGCCUGUGCCACCGCGCCUCCUAGCCCUGGCGACUGCGGAAUUUCACCACCGGCCACCACCACCACAGGUCCCGGAGGUUCUCAAUCCUCAUCGCAGCCCGGAGGUGGCAACACUUACCCACCGCCACCAGUCACAACUACCGGCCCUGGAACCUCAGCCACUGGCUCCAACUGCCAGCCUGUGCCUGUCAAGACCUGUGACGCCGUGGCCAGCUCAGCAGUUCCUUCAUGCGCUCAGGCGUGCUUCACAUCUGCUGCACCCAAGAUUCCUUGUGAUGUCCAUGACUAUGACUGCCAGUGCAAGCCUGAAGCUCAGGCUAGCUUGACCCAGCUGCUCGUUCCCUGCGUGGCAACGGCUUGCCCUCCUGCUUCUCUGCAAGCUGUUAUUACUGGAGCCAGCUCAGUUUGCGCCUGUGCUAGUGCUUCACCUACACUUAUUGCCCCUGGAACUUGUCAAAGUUCUGGCCCCCCUGGCGGCGGCAGCUCUGGCGGCUCCGGUCCCAGCAACAGCGGUGGUAACGGUGGUGGCGGAUCUCCCACCACGACUCCUGGUGGCGGUGGUGGUGCUUCUCCUACCUGCAACACUGAGGCCCCUGACUGCGGUGCUGUUGCUACCUCGGCUGUUCCUUCUUGUGCUCAAGCCUGCUUCACGAGCGCUGCUCCUAAGAUCUCUUGCGGUGUGAACGACUACGCAUGCCAGUGCCAGCCCGCAGCUCAGGCCAGCCUGUCCCAGAUUCUGGUUCCUUGCGUUGCGACAGCUUGUCCCGCAGCCUCUCUGGAAGCCGUCAUCACCGGAGCUUCUUCCGUGUGUGCUUGCGCUACCGGUUCAAGUGGUUCUUCCAACUGCGGUGGCAGUGGUGGCAGCGGCGGCUCCGGAGGCUCCGGAGGCUCUGGAGGCUCUGGUUCUCCUACUGGAGGCAGCGGAGGUGGUGAAGGUGGAAGCGGAGGCAGCGGAGGCAGCGGAGGCAGCGGAGGCAGCGGAGGCAGCGGAGGCAGCGAGCCUACCGGCGGAUCAGGAGGCUCUGGAGGGUCUGGAGGUUCCGGAGGAGGAGAGGGCGGAAGCGGUGGAAACGGAGGAGGUAAUGGAGGCGGCAACGGAGGUGGAAGUCAGCCAACCGCUCCCCCAACCAUCCCUCCCAGUGCAGGUUCUCGAUUGGAGAUGAGCCUUGUUGCUGGUGUUUUCGCUCUCACCUGGGCGAUUGCCGUUGUGCUGUAAUCUAGUUCUAGUACGAAUGGCUUAAUGUGUUGACGAAGCAUGCGUAUAUUUGCCUUCAUAUGGCUCUAACAACUCCUACUUAGAGGUGGAACAUAUUGAGCCUUCAAUUAAAUAAUAAUGAAGUUGCUAUGAGUUUACUGCUCACGAGGCUGAUACUGUGCAUCUAUUGUGCUGUACACUUGAU